AUGGAUAUAGCACUGGUAGAAAAUGAUUAUGUUCUACCGAUUGCAAUGUAUCGACAUGAUUGGGUUCAUAUUCUUUAUAUGGGCAUAUGUAUUAUAUUCUUUAUGAUUCAAGUCUGUCAACGUAUAUCUGUUGAUCUCAUUUACUCAUCAAAAGAUUUCAAAGCUGGCUUUUAUGUUCCAUCUCUUAAUCGAUAUCCAACUGAAUUAACUCCAACAUCUUCAAGUAUUUCAUAUAUUUGGUAUCUUGUUUUUAUUUGGCAGUCUACAUGGAUAAUAUAUUCAAUAAUUGGCAUUUUUCGUCGUACAUCAUCAGGUACUUAUUUCUAUCAACAUCCAUGUGCUAUGAAUAAAUGGUGUUAUUUCUAUACUGUAUUUGGUCUUAUUUUGUUUACACCACAAUUAGCAGCUGCUGCACGAAAUAAAUAUGGAAUUGGAAUUUCAAUAUUUCGUCAUUUGGGAACAUUAUGUGAAUUAAUUAUUAUUCUAGUUGUUGUUCAUGUAUCAUUAUGGGAAAAUUUAAAAAGUUAUUUGAGAAAUAGAUUUUUUGUUGAUGUUUGGUUAACACGAUUAUUAUAUCAUAAUGGUUUAGCUUUAUGGGCAUCUGUUCUUUUCUAUGAAACUUGUUUGUCAAUCAUCAUAGGUCUUAUUUAUGGUAAUACGGUUUCACCAUCAACAGCUUCUAUUAUGGGAUGUUUUCUUCUUUUGUUGGGUUUUAUUACACUAUCUAUUCUUGAAAAUGCUAUUUUCUAUAAUUCGCUUGCAUUUACUCUAUCACCAUGGCUCGCUUUUUUAUGGCUUUUGGGAGAUAUUGUUUUUCGCUCACAUGAAGAAUUGUCUUCAUCUUCUUCUGCCAUUUGGUGUGUUCGUUUUAUUUUUUGUAUAACAUGUAUAUUAACAUGUAUUCGGUUAUGUUUAUUUUUUUGGAGAUAUAAAAACAAAACGAUACCAACUUUUCAGUCACCAAGAAUUUAUAGUUUUGUUGUAGAACCAAGAGCUUUUUAA
Rotaria sp. Silwood2 is the source of this 1002-nucleotide messenger RNA. NCBI's taxonomy places the organism in Eukaryota, Metazoa, Rotifera, Eurotatoria, Philodinida, Philodinidae. The record is from the annotation of a GenBank genome assembly.